AUGUUAAUCCAAGAAAAGAAAAAGGCAGCCCAAGACCGAAAUAAGAGUUAUGUUGAUCUGAAAAGAAGGGAUGAAGAAUAUCAAGUGGGAGGAAAAGAGUUUUUGAAGAUUUCACCCAUAAAAGGGGUAACGAGGGUUGGGAAGAAAGGGAAGCUAAGCCCAAAAUACAUAGGGCCAUAUGAGAUCAUCCAGAAAGUGGGAAAAUUGGUAUAUAAUUUGGAUUUGCACAAUGAUUUGGAAUGGGUUCACAAUGUGAUCCAUGUGAGUCAAAUUCAAAAGUAUGUACCUGAUGUGACACAUGUGUUACAACCUGAAACCAUUGAAAUGGAUGAGAAUUUGACCUAUGAGGAAAGACCAGUGAAGAUUUUGGAUACUAAAGUGAGAAACAAGAGAAACAAGGAUGUGAGAAUUGUGAAAGUGUUAUGGCCGAACCAUAAAACUAAGGAGGCUACAUGGGAAGCCAAGGCUGAUAUGUGA
Molecule: messenger RNA, 477 nt
Organism: Chenopodium quinoa (quinoa)
Lineage: Eukaryota; Viridiplantae; Streptophyta; Magnoliopsida; Caryophyllales; Amaranthaceae
Exons: 1
Coding region: 1-477 (158 amino acids)
Source: RefSeq, a predicted model, not a curated record